Molecule: messenger RNA, 1326 nt
Organism: Metschnikowia bicuspidata var. bicuspidata NRRL YB-4993
Lineage: Eukaryota; Fungi; Ascomycota; Pichiomycetes; Serinales; Metschnikowiaceae
Product: kinase-like protein
Exons: 1
Biological process (GO): meiotic recombination checkpoint signaling; protein phosphorylation
Cellular component (GO): nucleus; cytoplasm
Molecular function (GO): ATP binding; protein serine/threonine kinase activity
Source: RefSeq, a predicted model, not a curated record
UCUUCUGAUGAUUCAAGUUACAGAUCAUAUGAAUGUGGCCGAACACUUCUUAACGACAAGUUUAUGUUUUUAGACAUUAUUCAAAAAGGUUCCUUUGGUAAGGUAACUUUAGCUCUCGAUGUCAACACAAAUUGCAAAGUGGCUAUCAAAGCGAUGUGUAAACGCCCGGUUUCACAGUCCGUGGCUAGACAUGAAAUUCGGAUUUUGCAAAAACUUGGUCUAGAUAACCCACACAUAUGUCACUUGCUUGAAAGCUUCGAAACAGAAGAACACAUAGUUUUGGUGUUGGAGUACUGUGCUCGGGGAGAUUUAUAUGAGCUCAUUCACUCCGAUUCGAUUCUUGAGGCAGCAGAUAUCUGGAAGAUCGCAAGAGAAAUGUACUCGGGAAUCAAGCAUGCACAUUCACUUGGAAUUUUUCAUCGAGACUUGAAACCUGAAAAUAUUUUAUUUACAGAAUGUGGAUCGGUAAAAAUUUGUGACUGGGGUUUGUCGUCUCGAAGUCUUAACACGACUGUUCCUAAUAUUGGAACAGAGAAGUAUAUGGCCCCUGAAUUCAUUUUCUCAGCUCCAAAAGACUCUAUAUCAACUUCAAUCCCGAAAUCUUACAAUUGUAAAGCUGCAGAUUACUGGUCUUUCGGGAUAACCCUAUUGACGGCAAUUUUCAAAAGAAGCCCUUUCAAAGCUAUGAGCUCCAAUAUUCAUAAGGACGAAGACUUGCUCGAUAAUCAUCAAGCAUCCAUUUAUGAUAAAAAAUCUUUGAGAUGGGAUUCAAAUUUCCAAAAGUUUGUGCUAUACAAUACGCCGGAAAUUUUGUACGACAUAUACCCGGAUAUGAGCCAGAACUGUUUCAAUAUUUUUAUGAGUCUCCUAAAAACAGGUGGCUUGGAAGAUGAUUCAAAAAGCUUCCAAGAGAAAAUACAACUGAGAAACUUGGAAAAUUUUAUCAUCGAGCUUGAGAAACGUUGGAAGUUUGGCUUUACAGUCUGGGAUGAGGACGAACAUUUCCAAGACUACGACAAUAUUGGAAUAUCUAAGUCUCUAUCCCAAGAGUCUUUUUUUGAUAUGGAUGAUGUUCUUCAAGGUACAAAUGAUCGAAUGGCAGCAACAAAUACAGGAGGAUCGUGUCGCGGAGCGAGUGACAAUAGCUUCUCCCCAAUUAAUACCUCUAACGAAGAAACGAGAUUUGAAAAUUCUUCUUAUCCUGGCAGUAAAACAUUCACCAUUCCCGUUCCCUCAUUGACUGGCUCUUCAUACCAACCAAAAUCAUGGUAUGAUUUGGACGAUGAAGUGAAUGAGAAAGAAAUGGGCGACCUCAUCAGUACCUUG